This is a messenger RNA of Seriola aureovittata, 3296 nucleotides long. RefSeq lists its product as uncharacterized. The record is from RefSeq and is a predicted model, not a curated record. The coding region runs from base 990 to 2114 and encodes 374 amino acids. Lineage: Eukaryota; Metazoa; Chordata; Actinopteri; Carangiformes; Carangidae. The transcript is spliced from 4 exons.
GUGCAGGGAACCAAGAUACAGCAUAUGGCAUUUAUUGCACAUGGGACACAUGAAAACCUUGAAUCUGAUGCACUUAAUUUUUAGAAACUUAGAAACAAUGGAUUUAACUUUACAUUUGCCAGCUACAAGUACAAACUAGGAAUAAAAUUCUAGUCCAUUGUCAAAUGCAAAUUUGAAUAUAUAGUGCUGAAACCUCAAUUAAUCAUUUGGUUGAUCGUUAAAUUAAACAGCAAUUCUGAAAACUGAUUAAAAAAAAUUCCAGCUUCUAAAAUGUAAGGAUUUGCUGCUGUUCUGUGUUCUCUUCAAUAUAAAUUGAAAUAGAUUUUUGAGUUGUGGACUGUUGGUUGGAAGCUAGGUAACCACAAAUAAAUAACUAUUAUGUAUAUACAAGUAGGUGAAAAAUAGAUGCAUACGUGAAUCAAUAUGAAAAGAAUAAUGAUAACAUACAGUAUAUAUUGUCCAUCUAUAUAACUUUCUGUAAAUUGUACUGAAGAAUUGACUAGUGCAGAGUGCAAAUACGAGUUAUUAAUUUAAAUAUUUAUUUGCAGCCGUAAUUCAAAUAUUUUUAUGCCCAUACAAUCACAGAUAGGACAUGUAAAAAAUAGACUGUAAGACAGACUUGAAAAACGGUGAACCUGUCCUUUAAUAUCAGUGUAAGUAGUCACUGUGCACCACCGCUAGGUGGCACUGUGGCCGCCCAACCAACAUCCACAGCCGCUGAACCGAAGAAGUGAAGAGCGCAGGAAACAACCCUGUAACUCCAGUGUACUAGAUCCAGCGUUAGUUGAAUGGAAAGUAGAUGUCUCACUCUGAUUUGUUUGGGGCUGUUUAUUUUACAGUAAAGCGUUGGAGUCGUGUGUUUAAUGUGAGCUCUGUUUUUGACAAGCGUGUGCGCGGGGUGGUGUCUUCAUUCAGCCGCAGCGUCUUAUAGCCUAGCAUUCUUAGCUAGUCUGUUAGCUUGUUGACAUCAAAACAGUUCGAUUUAAAAGAUGAAUUUGGUUAAAAACAGAACUUUGCACCCACAACUGCGCGACGAGGAGACUCUGCUGGUGGAAAACGCCAUCCGGUUGGCGAUAGACUCGAUAAUAAACGUGCUGUACGGUGUCAACAGCGCCAGGACUCACGAGUACCAGCGGAUGGUGGCGGACAGGGACAAAGAGAUCCAGCGGCUGGAGUGCAGACUGAGGGAGAUAGAACACGAACUGCAGGUGCUCCGCACACAGGGAUGCACCUGCGGGUUGUUUGGAAACGAGCACAGCCUCGCGGGGUCACAGGCCUCCGGUGACCGGCAGAAGGGAGAGCAGAGCGGGUUUGAACCAGGUUGCAUGGACACCGAGAUGACAGCAGGGCAGCAGGAGUGUGAAAUGAGCAUCUCCUUGGGUCUGUUUGGAAGACCCCCCUCACAUGUCUCCUCCCAAAGCCAGGAGUCAGUUCCUCCAUCAUCCCCCAGCAGAAUGUGCCUGGACCACUCCUGCACCUCCCACUCCUCAGAGACUUCAGGUGUAUCAGAGGCAGCCAGAAAUCUGCCUACAUCUCCCAGCAGCCUCGUAGUCAAAGAAGAGCCCUGCGAUAUCGACACAGUUUUAAUCAAGUGGGAAAUGAGUGAGGAGAGAUUCGGGGAGCAUCAGGAGAGCACAGGCAGCACAUGUCAGGACGAAAGCAGCCCAAAUCUAAAAAAAAAACAGGAGAACAGAGAGAGAAAAAAUUUCACGGAGAAACCUCAAGCCGACCCAGACGGACAACAAAUCACAGAAGGAGAACAUCUGAGGAACAAGAAGAAGACCGUGCCGAUGUCCGAGCUGCCGGAGGAGGCUCAGAGACAGAAGAGGGCAGCCUGGAGAGCAGCGUCCAGGCGGUACUACGCCCGCAAAAUAGCCCGCCAACAGGCAAACCCCUCCCGUGCCGGCCCCUUUCCCCACAUCUCAACGGCUCAGUAUUCACAACCCAUGUCUUUUGUGGAUAAGAGGAGGAGGACGCUGAUAUCCGAGUUACCUGAAGAGUCUCAGACGCUGCAGAGGGAAGCGUGGAGAGCGGCGUCCAGGAGGUAUUACGCUCGGAAAAUGGCUCGCCACCAGACCGACCCCACAGAGUACGGACACCUGCUUCAGACGUAGAGCCGUCAGUGGAGGAACAAUGUGCAGCUGAUAGAGAAAUGAUGCUUUUAGGGAUUCUGCAUAUUUACAACUUCAUUUAGUUAUGUUGUGUAAAACACUGGACUAUGUGAAUGUUUGUUCAUAUUUAAUGGUUAAUUUGUACUGAUGAUGUUGAGGUUCGUCUCAGGUCUCAUGUUAUGGUCCAAAUAGUUUGAAACUGGUGUUUUAACGGUUUUUUGUGUUUCUUCAUGGCUGAAUUAUGCAACCAAUAUUCCUGAGAACAACACUGCAUUCACAUCACAUGUGGCUGUAAUUUCUCUUCUCAUGACAGUCUUCUUCGGCACACUGCAUGCCUGCACAAUAUGCUGACUGCAUAACUGUAUUUUGAGGCAAUAUAAAGCUUUUGUACAACGUUAACUCAUGUUAACAGCCACUGUGUCAGUGCAGUGCCCCUGGAGUUCAACAUGUGUAACUACAAUCAAGGCAUCUAUAUUGGUCAAAUUCUAACUUCAACAUCUGUGUGUUGAUAACAGGAGAAGAAUUUGUUCAUUUUUUACUUGUAAUAAGUUUAAAAAAAAAUAUCCUGUUCUCCUUUUGAACAUGUAAAAUAAUUAAAACAAUAUAAUUUAAAUAAAACUGUGGUGUUGUCUUUUCCUUUUUGUAAUUAAAGAAUUGUGCUUGUCUAAAUUAGUUUCUUUAAGAUAAUUUAAUCUGUGAUUCAACCAACAACUAUUUUCUUUUUUGUAAGUACACACUCCAGUAUUUGAAUCCCUGCCAACCGGAAGCAAAACUCAAUCCCUUUGUUCCAAAAUGUGGAAAUUAUGCAAAAUAAAAGAAAAAUAUAGCAGUUCUAUUUCUUUUCUUUUUUUAUUGUUUUAAAAUAUUUGUUCACUGAAUGAAAUCAGACACACACAAUAUCAUAAAGGAUUGUUUGGUGAUACAUCAGGUCAUAGACGCAUUCAAUAAACCGUGUUAAUAGCCUACACAUAAACGGGCCUGAAUGAGAGAAAUGGGUCAUUGAAUCAAGAGAAAAUAAUCAAUAGGAGAUAUAAGAAAUAAUAAUAAGAGGGAGUCUUGACUGUUUCGGGUGAUUUGUAGGUCUAUGCCUUUUGUCUUCGUGUUUACAGUCAGAGCCUCCAGGCCUCGUUAUUGUGGCUUUCAACCCGUCCACAGAGCUCCUCCUGCCCCCCAAGCUAAAGAAAA